AUGGAUACAACUACUACCUCAUCAUCAUCAUCUUCACAGGCAAUAGUACAAUACUCAUCAUCAUCAUUGACAACUACAUCAUCUCCUUCAAAGAUGGAUGAUUUACUUCGUUGUCCAAUAUGCUUUGAUUACAUUGACAUUGCAAUGAUGAUCAUUUCAUGUUCACAUAACUACUGUUCACUAUGUAUUAAGAAACACUUUUCUCAAUCUAAACUACAUUGUCCAUUGUGUCGAAAGGCAGCAACAUCAUCGGAUCUAAAGAAUAACAGACUGUUGGAUGAGAUCAUAACAUGCUUUAAAGUACAUCUUGCGAAUGGUCUACUCAACAAUUCACAUCUCAGUCCAGAGAAGAACAUCAACAACAACACUAGAACAAAGAAACGUCCAUCACCUUUCAAUUCACCAGAGGUGUCCAAUGAGAAGAAGUCAAGAUCAACUUAUAGCAACAUUGAUGACAACAGUCAACAAUCACAUGACCAAUCACCUGGAAACAACUCUAGGAUGCUGACUCGUUCAAGAUCACAGAAGGAAGGCAUUCAUUUAUCAAACUCUCUUUGGUCAGACUCACUUGCUAUGGGUGCUCCCAAGAAGAGAUCAUCACGUUCACCAAACAAGAGUCAAGAUAGUCAGCAGCAACAACAACAGCACAGCGAUAAUGACACUUCAGACAUACUGGACCAACUUCCAAGCAGUGGCGAAAGCAAUGUCAAUGUUCCAGCACCAAUCAAACUACCCGAUAAGGUCAGGUGUCCAUCAUGUGAUCUGUUGGUAUCAGCAUCCUUCCUUCAACGCCACAGGGACUUUUGCGACGACGAUAGCAUCCAAUCAUCACAACCAUCACAAUCAGUAUUAUCAUCAUCAUCAUCAAAGAGUCAAGCAAACUCAAUGCAACUGGCCAUCAUCACACCGCCUAGAUUGACUCCACUACCCAAGCUUUGCUACUCAAUAAUGAACAGUCGACAACUUAAAGACGCACUCAAGAAUCUUGGACUGAGGACGAAUGGAAGUCGUGACGUUAUGAAGACUCGGCACAAAGAGUAUACACUUCGACACAACAGUCAGUGCGACAGUCUAAAUCCAAAGUCGACUGAAGAGAUUAUCAGGGAACUGUAUGAGCAUGAGGAUUUGACGACGAAGCCAAAGGCCAAGACCCAACGAGCGACCAAACGUACAUCUGCAUCCUCAUCUUCAUCAUCCGCCGCAACUCAAUCUACUACAACGCCACAAUCUCAAAGUGCAGAUGACUCAUCACAGAGCGUUAUGAUAUUACCACCGCCAACAUCAACAUCCAAUGGUAACGUUGCAGCUGUACGAUAUGUUUGA
Messenger RNA from Acytostelium subglobosum LB1, 1323 nucleotides. RefSeq lists its product as hypothetical. Lineage: Eukaryota; Evosea; Eumycetozoa; Acytosteliales; Acytosteliaceae. Gene Ontology annotation, molecular function: ubiquitin protein ligase activity; single-stranded DNA binding. The transcript has 4 exons. The record is from RefSeq and is a predicted model, not a curated record. The coding region runs from base 1 to 1323 and encodes 440 amino acids. Gene Ontology annotation, cellular component: Rad6-Rad18 complex; nucleus. Gene Ontology annotation, biological process: DNA damage tolerance; protein monoubiquitination.